CCUGGACACUUCGCGAACCGUUGUCCGAAGAAGGCGCAGCAGCCUCAGCAGCCUCAGCAGCCACCGCAGCAGCAGCAGCCCCGGCAGCAGGCACAGAGGCAGCCUCAGCAGCAGCAGCAGAGGGGCAGACAGCAGGCCCGAGUUUACGCCGUCGAUCAGGUCGAGGCCGAGCAGCAGCCAGGUACUAUGUCAGGGAUGAUCAUGUUAAAUAAUGUUCUUGUGUUUGCUUUAUUCGAUACUGGAGCGACGCACUCUUUUAUUUCACGACGAUGCCUUUCCAUCGAUGGUCAUGCCAUUACCGCUGUCGAUCCUCUCGAGGUGAGUCUAGCCUCGGGACAAAAGAUAGUGACCUCAGCUAGAGCCUCAGAUCUCAGCCUUUCCAUUGAUGGUCGUUCAUUGUCUACCGACGCGUAUGUUCUUGAGAUGAGGGACUUCGACCUCAUUCUCGGAAUGAAUUGGCUAUCUUUUUAUCAUGCAGAUAUCCGAUGUCAUGACCGGGAGAUUACUCUCUAUCUUCCGGGAGACGACUCAAUUACCUUCUUUGGCACCCGGAACCGUUCAUUGCCUCAUGUUGUUUCGAUGGCGAAAGCCACCAAGUUGCUGCGACGAGGCAACUGCCAGG
Molecule: messenger RNA, 622 nt
Organism: Striga hermonthica
Lineage: Eukaryota; Viridiplantae; Streptophyta; Magnoliopsida; Lamiales; Orobanchaceae
Source: the annotation of a GenBank genome assembly